AUGCAACAAAAUGGAGAUCCACGUCGGCCGAAUCGAAUUGUUCGGUAAAAACUGUUCUAAAGCCAACAAUAUUUCCGGUUUUGCAGAUUCAAGCCAAUCGACGCGACCGCAAAUCAACAGCAAGCGGUCAGUGAAGACCCUCUUCCGGAGUACAUGAACGUGCUCGGAAUGAUCUUCAGCAUGUGCGGACUAAUGAUGCGGGUUGGUAUUUUGAAGAGGGAAAUAGGAUGUUCAAUGGGAACUGUUCCAGAUGAAAUGGUGCUCGUGGAUCGCUCUCAUCUGCUCGUGCAUCUCGUUCGCCAAUACACGCACUUCCGACGACGCCAAGCAGAUUGUCAGUAGCUUCAUGUUAGUGAAAAACUGCCAUAUUCUUCUAAACGGUGUGUUUUCAGGCUCUCCGUGUCGGCCGUUGUCAUGAGUUACCUCCAGAAUCCGUCUCCGAUCAUUCCACCGUGGGUCACGCUUCUCCAGUCUUGA
This is a messenger RNA of Caenorhabditis sp. 36 PRJEB53466, 477 nucleotides long. The record is from the annotation of a GenBank genome assembly. Lineage: Eukaryota; Metazoa; Nematoda; Chromadorea; Rhabditida; Rhabditidae.